Messenger RNA from Colletotrichum scovillei, 1134 nucleotides. RefSeq lists its product as uncharacterized. The transcript has a single exon. Bases 1 to 1134 code for a protein of 377 amino acids. Lineage: Eukaryota; Fungi; Ascomycota; Sordariomycetes; Glomerellales; Glomerellaceae. The record is from RefSeq and is a predicted model, not a curated record.
AUGUCUUCCAUCCCUAUCACACAGAGGGCAGCAGUGCUCGAGCAGCACGGCAAGCCUCUUGUCAUCGUUAAAGACAGACCCAUCCCAGAAGCUAUUCCUGGCAGUAUCGUCGUCAAAGUCCUCGCCACACCACUAUCGCGCUACGCAAGAACCACAUUCGACGGCACGAUUCCCGCUCCCCUUCUCGAUCCGCCCUUUGUCCCGUGCCCACGAACUCUCGGGUAUGUGCACAAGAUUGGUAGCGGCACGACAUCCUUCAAGGAGGGAGAUUUGGUGCAUGUCGAGCCUGUGGUUGUGGCUCGCGAUGAUCCGAAUGUGUUCAUCAUGCAAGGCCACGUCAAGGGGCCGCCUGGCGAUAAGACCGACAGAUUAGCCGAAGGAGAUUUUCGUGAUGGUGCUCUCCAACAAUACCAGCGCGUUCCACUCGAAAACGCCUACCGUAUAGACGAGAAACUCAUCAGAGAGUUAGGCGUCGAUCUGAUCAACCUCGUCUCUCUCAGCACGUUUUCUCCAGCCGCCGGAGCUAUCUUUGAGUCUGCGAACCUCAAAGUCUGCGACACUAUCAUCAUCGGGCCAUCGGGCGGAUCGUUUGGUGGAAGCGCUGUCGAGUUGGCCUUGGCGGUUGGCGGAAAUGUCGUUGCUCUUGGACGGAACGGAGAGAUGUUACAAGUCAUGAAGCAGAGCUUGAAGUCUUCUCGACUCAGCACCGUUCUCAUGACUGGCCACGUCGACGCCGAUGCCGCUGCCAUUCUGGCGGCCACACCUGGUGGUGGAGGGGCGGACGUCUACAACGAUUGGUCUCCUGGUGGCGUCGCCGUCGCUCCCUUUCUGCCAUCGGCUAUUCGUGCGCUCAAACCAGGUGGACGAAUCGUAAUCAGCGGUGGCGCUUACGGUUCCUUGGAGGUUCCGUAUAUAUCGAUGGUGUUCAAUAGGUUGUCGAUUGAAGGGUCGUUCAUGUGCAAUCGCGAGUCUAUGAUCAGACUGAUUCACAUGAUCGAAUCAGGGCAACUUGAUAUCAGCACUGAAGGUGGUACUCAGGUUCGAAGGUAUGGACUCGGUGAGAUUGACAAGGCUAUUGCAAUCACCGAGGAAACAACACGAUGGAGGAGCCACACUGUUGUCACGCCUAACUAA